GCCAUGAGACUAAUGUGAAGCGUUUCUUCUUUCCUGGAAUGGUGAAAUUUGAGGGCUUGUUGAUGCAGCAGGUGAGUGAGGAGAAAGAGCUUAACAGAAAGGGUAAAAGUCUUGAAGAUGAAGAGGUUGAGGAACUAAGACAUGAGUUAGAUGCACAGAUAAAAGUGAGAACUGCCCUUCAUGCUGCCCUGCAAGCCCCGGUCAGCUCUCGUCCCAAACUCUCUUCCCUCCCUCCCAUGGUCCAACAACUCAUUGAAGAGGUCAUGUACAUUGAGGAAGAGAUCUUCUGGUUGGAGAGAAAAGUUGAAAACUUGAAACUUAGCCUGUUACGCGAGAAGGCAUUGACGAAGGGUCAGGAAAGACGUUAUCACCACCGAAGGAUGUUAAUUCCCAGACCCACAGAUUCAUACCCUACUCAGUCUCAUGAAGGAAGUGUAAAGUGCAAAACUAGAAGAAAUGGGAGAGGUUCCAUCUGUUCACCGGUGGAUCUCAGAAGCUCUUCUUCUACAAUGUCUAACAAUGGAGAUGUUGGGGAGAGCUCAAGGAGUUCAAGAAGCAGGAGAUCCCAUACUCAACAAGACCUAAAGACCAGUUCUGAGAAACCUAAUAAGCUUUCGGAAGAACUGAUAAGAUGUCUAGUAAAUAUCUUACUCAAACUAAACAAGGCAUCACUCGAGAGUCGAGGGUCAGCUGUUUUUCGAAAGCAUCAGCAGACGCUUUCCAACAAGAAAUCCAAAAAAUUCAUGUCAAGAACCUCAUUGAGCUGUACAACAUUAUGCACCUUUUCCUUCAACGACUAUGCUUCAAACCUCGACCCUUAUGGGAUUUUGCAAGAUUCUGAUGGCAGUAUCACACAGAUUGGGUCAUACAAGAAUUUCAUUGAAGUCUCACGAAGCUCACUCGAUACCAAGCAUAUUUCUGAGUGUCUUCCAGAGAUGGGAAAAUUACGGAUUUUGCUUCAUAAACUCAAAAAUGUGGAUUUGUCUUACUUGACAAACAAGCAGAAGUUAGCAUUCUGGAUUAACAUCUACAAUGCCUGCAUAAUGCAUGUACUGUGUUUCUGCAGCACGGUUUACCUUUAUCAGGGGAAGAUCAAGUGGCAUUUAUGAACAAGGCUGCAAUAAAUGUAGGUGGAAUUAUAUUAAAUGCAUUGGCCAUUGAGCAUUUCAUCCUUAGGCAUCCAUCUGACAGUGAAUAUGACCUGAAAGAUGAGAAGGGAAUCAUGCUAAGGAGUGUAUAUGGCCUGGGUUACCCAGAACCAAACAUCACUUUUGCACUUUGCCGGGGCAGCUGGUCAUCACCAGCACUGAGGAUUUAUACGCAUGACGUUGUGAAUGAAUUGGAGAGAGCAAAAGUUGAGUAUUUGGAGGCUUCAGUUGGAGUUUCGAGCAGCAAGAAGAAGAUAAUGGUUCCCAAGCUGAUGCGGUGGCAUAUGAGAGAUUUUGCAGAUGACAUGGAGUCACUAAUAGAAUGGAUUUACAGCCAAUUACCACAUUCUUGCACACUGAAAGGAUUAAUAAUGGAGUGUCUAGAAGGGGGGAAGAAAACACCAUUGGCUAAAAUGAUUGACAUCCAACCCUAUGUUUCUGAGUUUCGAUAUCUCUUGCUUUUAUAGAUACAGCAAGAAAGCAUCAUUAAAAUAGAGCAGAUAAUUGUCUCCGUAAAUAGAAACUACUCCCUUUGUCCCCCCAAAAAUAGUUCUGCUUGUAGUACAAACAACUCUUGUCUAAAAUGGAUGCA
Messenger RNA from Cuscuta europaea, 1740 nucleotides. NCBI's taxonomy places the organism in Eukaryota, Viridiplantae, Streptophyta, Magnoliopsida, Solanales, Convolvulaceae. The record is from the annotation of a GenBank genome assembly.